AUGCCUCCCAUAGCAGCAGGAUCGAUCCGAGGUGGGACGCCAAUUAACAUUCCGUCUGGUGCUUAUAGAAGACAAUCAGAAGAGUGCCCCAUCAAAGAUCAAAUCUGUUUUCUUGAAGCUGGCGACAAAAUAUCGCGCAAAGAACAUCUAAAUUCGGCCCAACGCUUUCGUCAAAUGGUUCUGCACUCUAGAGAGUCAAUGACUGACAGUAAAGUGCCACUAUCCGUCACAAAUGGCGUUCAUGCUUCCGCUGCAUGUGAGAGAAAACCUCUGGCUUCUCAGGAUGUUACGUGCUGA
Protopolystoma xenopodis is the source of this 297-nucleotide messenger RNA. Lineage: Eukaryota; Metazoa; Platyhelminthes; Monogenea; Polystomatidea; Polystomatidae. The record is from the annotation of a GenBank genome assembly.